Punica granatum (pomegranate) is the source of this 2385-nucleotide messenger RNA. Lineage: Eukaryota; Viridiplantae; Streptophyta; Magnoliopsida; Myrtales; Lythraceae. The record is from RefSeq and is a predicted model, not a curated record.
AUAUAAAUAUGAGCAAGAAAUAAAUAAAAAAAUGAGAAAAGCCUCAAAAUUGCGAUCUGCCUGGGUGAGGAGCUGCAGGAUCGCGGGCGGGAGCGAGCAGGGGGGAGAUUUGAUUCGCGGCUGAGUUCGCCGAAUCGGAAUCCGCCAUUGGAGCAGCUUUGUGUUGGUGGUUGGUUGAUUCAGUGAAUCGGAGCGGAGGUAUCUAUCUAUCUGAUCUUUUAGUGGGGAGGCCAAGUGGGUUGGUUUAGGGCCGGAGCCGGGACGGGAUCGGAGGUCCGGGAGGGAGAUGAAUGAAUUGCCGCCGCCGGCUGUUCGGUCCUGAGGCAUGAGUGGAGCGUCACUAGGGCUUCGCACGGGGAGCUAUGGUUCGUUGCAGCAGCUGCACCUUCAUCUCCAGAAUGGCGCCUUGCACAACCAGCCCGGGAUGGUGCGUAAGCCUUCGAAGAUGGCGCUCUCUAGUUCCAGGGAGAAGGAGAGGUGUCUCUCGCUCCUCUGCCGAUAUUUAGGCCGCCGUAAGGUCGCAAUGCUGCUGCUUGUCGUCCUUGCCCUCCUCGUUUUCGUCUUUGGAUCGUUCACUGUCAAUAAAGAAAGCAGUGUACAAAGUAUUGCUCGACACAUUGAAAAUGUGGGAUUUUCCUCUGGGAAGGCACCGCCAGAAUUUCUAUCACCACCCCCACCGAGAGCUGAAGAUACCAAAAAAGACCAAAAUUCUUCCAUUAGGAAGACUGUUCCCCGAGGCAAUGGAAAUAGAGGCAGACUUCCUACUCCACAUCAUCCACGCAUUCGUCAUCAUAUUCGUUCUCAUCCCCAUGUGAUUUCUUCAAGUUCAGUCCCUGUAAGGCAUGCCCCUCCAUGGGGUCAGCGUUGUGAAAAUUUUGCAUUCCCUCCUCCACCUCCCCCCGAUAGAAAGCGGAUUGGACCUCGACCAUGUCCAGUAUGUUAUCUUUCUGUAGAAGAUGCUAUAUCUAGCAUGCCAAGUUCCCCAACAAUAUCUCCCAUGCUUCGAAACCUGACAUAUAUUCACAAUGAAGAUCCGGUGAAAGUUGAACCACACGGAGGCUCAGAUUUUGGAGGAUAUCCUUCUCUGAAGGAGCGGAAUGACUCUUUUGAUAUAAAAGAGUCUAUGGAAGUGCAUUGUGGAUUCGUUAAAGGAAACAAACCUGGUCGCCUGAGUGGAUUUGAUAUAGAUGAAGCUGACCUCGUGGAGAUGGAAAAGUAUUAUGAUGUUAUUGUGGCAUCUGGCAUAUUUGGAAAUUAUGAUGUCAUACAACAGCCUAAGAACAUCAGCGAAGCAGCCCGGAAAAACAUACCUUUCUUUAUGUUUAUUGAUGAAGAGACGGAAGCAUAUAUGAGAAAUAAUAGUGUUUUGGACAGCAGCAUGAGGGUUGGACUCUGGAAAGUUAUUGUCGUACAUAACAUCCCUUUCUCUGAUGCAAGACGGAAUGGAAAGGUUCCGAAGCUAUUACUUCAUAGGCUCUUCCCCAAUGUCCGAUAUUCCAUAUGGAUUGAUGGAAAGCUUGAGCUUGUUGUGGAUCCAUAUCAAGUUCUUGAGAGGUUCCUGUGGCGGCAAAAUGCUAGUUUUGCAAUAUCAAGACACUACAAGCGCUUUGAUGUAUUUGAAGAGGCCGAGGCUAAUAAAGCAGCUGGGAAAUAUGACAAUUCCUCCAUUGAUUUUCAAAUAGAUUUUUACAGAAAAGAGGGUUUGACUCCAUAUUCGGAGGCUAAGCUUCCAAUAACUAGUGAUGUUCCUGAAGGGUGUGUUAUCAUAAGGGAACACAUUCCCAUCACAAAUCUUUUUACUUGCCUUUGGUUCAAUGAAGUUGAUCGCUUCACUUCGAGGGAUCAGCUGAGCUUUUCCACUGUGAGAGACAAGAUAGCUGCAAAAGUCAACUGGACCGUCAGCAUGUUUUUGGAUUGUGAGAGACGCAAUUUUGUUAUACAGGCAUAUCAUAGAGAUCUACUAGAGCAAAUGUCUCCUCCAGUUAUUCCCAUGGUUCGUCCUCGAACCACUCUACCAGCAUCAACCACGUCUGUGAGGCCACCUCAAAGGAAGAGCAUAAGCAGGCGCGGGAGAGGAGACAGGAAAGCGAGCUCGAGGAGGCACCGCAAGGUCAUUCCAGGAGGAGGAAGAGACAAGAGUCAAGAUCUCGUUCUAAAUUCGUUGCAUUCCAAGUUGUAACUUAAAGGUACAUCAAUUUUUUUCCCUUAUUCAAUUUAUACGCAUAGAGGAUUCUUUCACAGGCUUUAGGUUGAUUGUUAAGUUAGGAGGUACUCAAAUUUUGUUCCGGGGGAAAUUGUCGAUAUCUAUUCUUUUCUUUCUUUUUCUGUAUAUACGUACGGCGUUUGUUCCGAAUAAUUUUUAAUCAGCAUCUACCAUUCUUGCAA